AUUUUGCAGGGGCUAAUAGAAAAGUUAUUAUACAGUUGUGUUGGUAUUGAAAAUAUUUAUGUUUUGAUUCGCGAAAAGGAAGAGGAAUCCGCUGAUCAAAGAUUAAAGAAAAUAAUCGAUUCUUCAGCGUUCGAUAGGGUGAAAAAACAAGAUAUUAAUGUUUUAAACAAAAUUGUGACGGUACCAGGAAACAUUUCGGAGAAAAAUCUUGGACUGACAACUGAACAUCUGAAAAUUAUCCAAGAAAAGGUCUCAGUAGUAUUUCAUGUAGCGGCUACUGUAAAAUUUAACGAAGAACUAAGUAAGGCAAUGGCAGUCAAUGUGAACGGAACGUUGGAGAUUAUAUCUUUGUGCCGUCGAAUUAAUAAGUUAGAGGCUCUCAUUCAAGUAUCGACCGCAUUCAGCAAUUCGGACAGAAAACACAUUGAGGAGAUUGUUUAUUGCAAUAAUGUCGACUUCGAAGGCCUCAAAAGCCUUACUGAUUUCUGGUCCGGUGACGAGGAUGACGUCAAACGUCUAUUAGGAAAAAAGCCCAAUACAUACACGUAUACUAAGGCAUUGGCGGAGGAGUACGUUAUGAAAUAUGGGAAAGACCUGCCUAUUGCGAUAAUAAGACCAUCUAUAAUUAUAUCUGCAAUAAAAGAACCUAGCCAGGGAUGGAUUGAUAGCUGGAAUGGAUCCACGGGGACGUUUGGUGGCAUGAGUUCUGGUGUUAUGAAGGUCAUGUUUGGAAGUGGAAGCAAUGUUGCUGAUUUAGUGCCAUUGGAUAUUGUAGUUAAUCUCAUAAUAGUGGCUGCCACCAAAUGUAAAAGAUCCUCGUUAAAAGUUUACAACUGUUGCACAGGGACAUCUAAUCCAAUCACAUAUAGCCGUGCCGAAGUCAUAAUCAGAAGAGCGACGUACAAAUAUUCACUGAAUCAGCUGCCCUUUCCUUUCAUGGUUUUUACAAACAGUAGAUUGGUUUAUACAUUACUGCGGUUCAUCCUACAAAUAGUACCCGCUUUUUUGAUUGAUCUAUGGUCACUGUUUAAUGGAAAGAAAGCAAUACAAAUGAAGAUACAACACCGCAUCACUAGGACUCUUGAUCUCAUGAAGUUUUUCAUGAUUAACGAGUGGCAUUUCGAGGACAGCAAUACGCGUGAACUAUUUGAAAAUAUGUCGGAAGAGGACAAAAACGUAUUCAACUUUGACUUGAAGUCAAUCGAUUGGGAUUCAUGCAUAGAAAAUUACGUAGUCGGUAUACAUAAGUAUUUGUUAAAAAAAUCAAAUAUUUCAAUAAAAAUAUGAAAUAUUUGUACCGUGUCCCUAAGCUUAUGCGAUUUUAAUUUACUAGUUUUAUGUUGUAACAAGUAGUAUUAAUAAAAUACCUAAUUAGAUAAAUAAAUAGAAAAUGUGCAUGUGACUUCAUUGUCUAGUUUACUCGUUGGAUUGAUAUUGAACACUACGGAAUGGUAAAGGGUUAAAUAAACAUAUCUCUUAAAUUACUGGAAA
Bombyx mori (domestic silkworm) is the source of this 1491-nucleotide messenger RNA. RefSeq names its product putative fatty acyl-CoA reductase CG5065. The annotation marks the transcript as partial. Gene Ontology annotation, molecular function: alcohol-forming very long-chain fatty acyl-CoA reductase (NADP+) activity. Gene Ontology annotation, biological process: long-chain fatty-acyl-CoA metabolic process. The transcript has 9 exons. Lineage: Eukaryota; Metazoa; Arthropoda; Insecta; Lepidoptera; Bombycidae. Gene Ontology annotation, cellular component: peroxisome. The record is from RefSeq and is a predicted model, not a curated record.